Molecule: messenger RNA, 1497 nt
Organism: Prunus armeniaca (apricot)
Lineage: Eukaryota; Viridiplantae; Streptophyta; Magnoliopsida; Rosales; Rosaceae
Source: the annotation of a GenBank genome assembly
AUGGGGAGAAAACGAAAGCUCGACGCCAACAACACCGAGUCCUCCGAGCCCUCCAAGAAACAACAACCGGUCGUUGAAGAAGAGGAACCCAAACCCCAAAACGAACCAGCAGAGGAAGUAGUCGAAGAAGAAGAAGAGGAAGAAGUUGAAGAAGAAGAAGAGGAGGAAGAUGAACCGGAAGAAGACAAAGAAGAUGAAGGAGAGGAAGAGGAAGAGGACGAGGAUGAAGAAGAACCUGGUGUUGAGUAUAAGCAAAACGAGAACGUGACGACGACGUCCACGUCGGCAGCUUCGGAUCUGGCCGGUGACGGUGCCGACGAGGAUGAGCCGAUCCAGAAUCUUCUAGAACCCUUCAGCAAGGACCAGCUUAUUGCCCUGCUCCGCGAAGCAGCCGAUACGCAUGGUGACGUAUCUGAUCGGAUCCGUAAGGUUGCAGAUGAGGACCCGAUCCACCGCAAGAUCUUCGUCCACGGGCUCGGAUGGGACACCAACGCCGAAACCCUAACCAGCGUGUUUAAGGAGUACGGUGAGAUUGAGGAUUGCAAGGCUGUGUGCGAUAAGGUCUCUGGUAAGUCCAAGGGUUAUGGCUUCAUUCUUUUCAAGACUCGUUCUGGGGCUCGAAAAGCCCUAAAGCAGCCGCAGAAGAAGAUCGGCAAUCGGAUGACUGCGUGCCAGCUGGCGGCUAUUGGCCCAGGCCCGGCUCCGAGUGCCGCUGCCGCUGUGCCUGUGGCGGUCCAGGCGGCCCAGUCACAGACAGUGUCGGAGUACACGCAGAGGAAGAUCUAUGUGAGCAAUGUUGGGGCUGACUUGGAACCCCAGAAGCUGCUGAUGUUCUUUUCUAGGUUUGGAGAAAUUGAGGAAGGGCCACUGGGGCUUGAUAAGAUGACUGGGAGGCCUAAAGGAUUUUGUUUGUUUGUGUAUAAGUCGCCAGAGAGUGCAAAGAGGGCAUUGGAAGAGCCGCACAAGAAUUUUGACGGCCACAUUUUGCAUUGCCAGAAGGCUAUUGACGGUCCAAAGCCGGUCAAGUCUCAGCACCCGAACCAGCACCACCACAAAUCCCAUAAUUCCAAGUUUCAGAGGAAUGAGAAUCCGGGUUAUGUUGGUGGAGCUGCGGCAGGAAUGGGGCAUUUGAUGGCGCCAGCAAGUGGUGGGAUUGGGUUUAACCAGGGUGCUGCGGCCGCCCAGGCAUUGAAUCCCGCACUUGGGCAGGCACUGACUGCAUUGUUUGCGACUCAGGGGGCUGGUUUGGGGCUGACAAACCUUUUGGGAACUUUUGGAACGGCUCCGAAUGUGAACCCAGGUGUUCCUGGUGCAGGACAUGCCAUACAGGGUGGGUAUGCGAAUCAGGCAAGUAUAAGCCCUGGAAUGAUGGGAAGCUAUGGAAAUCAAGGUGCAAUGCAAGGUGGCUACCCGAACCCGCAGAUAGGGCAAGGUGGUUCAGGAAGAGGGCAGCAUGGUGUUGGGCAAUCUGGUGGCGCUCCUUACUUGGGGCAUUAG